AUGGAGUUGGCACUUGAAGCUGCGUGCGAGGUUCUGCAAGCUUCAAGACACCCAACUUCAUGGGCUCGCUGCCACAAUGACCAUGCUUUCUUCCUCCCAAUAACAACUUCAGGGACUAACAAUGACAAAACGCUCAGAGAAUACGGUGGCAAGAAUGCAAGGAGAGUUUUCAGAGGUGGGGGGCCUUUCAUGCUCAAGGAUUCGACCGACAUGGUGGCACAAGCUUUGCAAAGGUUGGGGUAUCUGGAUCAAGGCUUGAGCACUGAUUUGCCCGAGGCCCUGCUGUUGUUUGUGAACCGGCCAGAACACAAGAACACUCUCCGAAAAAAACUUGAUGCACUUCCUGUCUCCAGCGACACUGUCGUCGACGUGGAGCACAAAAUGAGGCAUGCGUUUCUGUCAAAUCAUUCUUCCGGCAAGUGGGUUGUAGCUCAAAGGGACGCUGGUGUACGUCAGACUUUGUGCAAGCAAGGUUUCUUGAAGACGAUCGAAGCGCCACAGCCGGAAGUGCUGCAAGCGAUGCGGAGAGUUGUACGCAGUCUCGGUUUGCGAGAGAUGCGCAGCUACAAUGGGUAUGUUUUCAUCAUCCAGCAGCAUAUGUACAGCAAGGACCCUGCCAGAGUUGGAAACAUCGAGUUUAAGAUCUGA
Messenger RNA from Symbiodinium necroappetens, 648 nucleotides. NCBI's taxonomy places the organism in Eukaryota, Dinophyceae, Suessiales, Symbiodiniaceae. The record is from the annotation of a GenBank genome assembly.